AUGGCGCAGUGCCCUUACGGAUGUGAACAACUGACUAAAGAUGUCUACCAGUGUGCCUUGUCAGUCAUGAGCCGAGAUGGCUCAGAAGCAGACCUGCGCAGAAUGACGGCCGGCUUCAUGGGCAUGGCAGUGGCCAUCAUCCUCUUCGGCUGGAUCAUCGGUGUGCUGGGCUGCUGCUGGGACCGAGGCCUUAUGCAGUAUGUGGCGGGGCUUCUCUUCCUCAUGGGAGGAACCUUCUGCAUCAUUUCACUGUGCACCUGUGUGGCUGGGAUCAACUUCGAGCUGUCGCGCUACCCACGCUACCUGUACGGACUCCCUGAUGACAUCAGCCAUGGCUACGGAUGGUCCAUGUUCUGUGCGUGGGGGGGCCUGGGCCUCACACUCAUCUCGGGAUUCUUCUGUACCUUGGCCCCCUCUGUCCAACCUGUCCCGAGGACCAACUGCCCUAAAUCCAGACCCGAAAAUGGGACAGUGUGCUAA
This is a messenger RNA of Octodon degus (degu), 480 nucleotides long. RefSeq names its product transmembrane protein 178B. The record is from RefSeq and is a predicted model, not a curated record. Gene Ontology annotation, cellular component: membrane. The coding region runs from base 1 to 480 and encodes 159 amino acids. The transcript is spliced from 3 exons. NCBI's taxonomy places the organism in Eukaryota, Metazoa, Chordata, Mammalia, Rodentia, Octodontidae.